This is a messenger RNA of Gastrolobium bilobum, 1452 nucleotides long. Its product is annotated as coumaroyl-CoA:anthocyanidin 3-O-glucoside-6''-O-coumaroyltransferase 1-like. The record is from RefSeq and is a predicted model, not a curated record. The transcript has a single exon. NCBI's taxonomy places the organism in Eukaryota, Viridiplantae, Streptophyta, Magnoliopsida, Fabales, Fabaceae. The coding region runs from base 1 to 1452 and encodes 483 amino acids.
AUGGCUGAAGAAGUCAAGCAUCAUAACAUGGUGAAGGUCAUAGAUCAGUGUCAAGUUAGUCCUCCUUCAUCUUCUGUUCCUUCCACCUCCAUUCCUCUUUCUUUCCUUGACAUCCCUUGGCUUUCCUGCACUUUAAUAAAAAAGAUUUUCUUCUAUGAGUUCCCUUAUUCUACACAGCACUUCCUCCAAACAGUGGUUCCUAUUCUCAAACACUCUCUUUCACUCACUCUCCAACGCUUCUUCCCCUUGGCUGCUAAUGUGGCUUUCACUCGCAAACCCCACACUCCUCACAUACUCUACUCCGAAGGUGACUUUGUCUCCUUCACCGUCGCAGAAUCCACAGCAGAUUUCACCAGCCUCGUAGUAUCUGAUUCCCCAAGAGAUGUUAGAGAUGCUUAUCCACUUGUUCCCGUCCAUCCUUCAUCACGUACCUUAGAAGAUGGCACAUUGUUGCUACAAACCAUGGCCAUUCAGGUCACGGUUUUUGCCAACUCUGGAUUCAGCAUUUGCCUCAGUUUCAGACACGAAAUUGCGGAUGGUAGAGCUUUUGAUCAUUUCAUGAAAUUUUGGGCCACUGUUUGUAGGUCAAAAGGGGACUUCACUUCACUCGAAGGCUCUCUUCCUAUGCCGUUGCACAAAAGGGACAUAAUUGAAGAUCCAAAAGGGCUCAAGCCCAUUUUCUUGGAGACGAAGUGGAAUUUGCCACGGGAAAGCAUAGAACACACGAGCCUUGUCCAUGAUGCUCCUAGCGACGACAUGGUGCGUCAUAGAUUUAUAUUAAGCCGUAACCAACUUGAGAAACUAAAGAAAUGGAUCGCUUUCAAAUGUCAAAGUAUAGGUGUAGAGACAUUGCACUUAUCAACUUUCGUUGUGACAUGUUCUUUGGUUUGGGUUUGUAUUGUAAAAUCAGAAGACACCAACAUCGACAAUGUUCCCAAUAAUAAUGAUGAUUAUUAUUGCUGCUUGGGUUUUGCAGCAGAUUGCCGUAACUUUCCCGAGUUUUCAAUUCCAUCAUACUUUGGAAACUGCUUGAGCGCUGGCCUUGCGGCACUUAUGAGGAGUAAGCUAUUGGGAGAAAAUGGAAUUUUUGAGGCAGCGAGUGCUAUUGGAAACAAAGUUAGAGAUGUGCAGGGUGAUCCUAUGAAAGGGGUUGAAGCGUUUGGGUUAGCUAAGGAAAAAGUAGCGUUGAACGUGGAGCGUGUGUUUAAAAUCGCAGGAUCACCAAAGAUUUAUGCGUAUGAGACUGACUUUGGAUGGGGAAAGCCCAAGUUAUAUGAAAUUCUUCAUGCAGAUGAUGGUGAAACAAUCUGUCUUUCUGAUUGUAGGGACGAAGAAGGUGGCGUUGAAGUUGGGGUAGCAUUCAAAGGAAUUCAAAUGAAGAAAUUUAAUGCCAUCUUGGAAGACCAACUUAGAAAUAUUGCUAUUCCUUAUUCUGCCGUCAAUUCCGCAUGA